UUUGUGCGAUCACGCUUUAAAAAGAAUAAAUUCUUACCGUUUAUUUAGAGUCAAAAGAAAAGUAGAAUAUUAACUUUAACUUACAUACAUUAGAACAUGAAACUGCAAGUAUCAAAAUCAAAGGGUAAUAUGGUUGAAUUAAAAAUAGAAAAAGAUCAGAUGGAAGUGGAUGAAAAUGCCAAAGGAGAUGGCCUUAAACAAUAUUACAUUACAAAGAUUGAAGAAUUGCAACUUAUUGUCUCGGAAAAAACUCAAAAUUUAAGGCGUCUUCAGGCUCAAAGGAAUGAGCUUAAUGCUAAAGUUCGGAUGUUGCGUGAGGAGUUACAGUUAUUACAAGAACAAGGAUCUUAUGUUGGUGAAGUUGUUAAACCUAUGGACAAGAAGAAAGUACUUGUUAAAGUUCAUCCUGAAGGCAAAUUUGUUGUUGAUAUUGAUAAAAAUAUUGAUAUUAAUGAUGUUACACCUAACAGCAGAGUUGCUCUAAGAAACGACAGUUACACUUUGCAUAAAAUUCUCCCAAACAAGGUGGAUCCUUUGGUUAGUUUAAUGAUGGUUGAAAAAGUUCCUGACUCUACAUAUGAAAUGGUUGGAGGUCUGGAUAAACAAAUAAAAGAAAUUAAAGAGGUCAUUGAGCUUCCCGUCAAACAUCCAGAGCUUUUUGAAGCCCUUGGAAUUGCUCAACCUAAAGGUGUGUUGUUAUAUGGACCUCCUGGUACAGGAAAAACAUUGCUUGCCAGGGCUGUUGCUCACCAUACAGACUGCACAUUUAUUAGAGUUUCUGGAUCUGAGUUAGUACAAAAGUUCAUUGGUGAAGGGUCAAGAAUGGUCAGAGAACUUUUCGUUAUGGCAAGAGAGCAUGCACCAUCUAUUAUUUUUAUGGAUGAAAUUGAUUCAAUAGGAUCAUCAAGAAUUGACGCUGGUUCUGGUGGGGACAGUGAAGUUCAGAGAACAAUGCUUGAACUUUUAAACCAGCUAGAUGGAUUCGAAGCAACUAAAAAUAUUAAAGUUAUCAUGGCCACAAAUAGGAUUGAUAUACUUGAUCCUGCUCUUCUUAGACCAGGACGUAUCGACAGAAAAAUUGAAUUUCCUCCUCCGAAUGAAGAGGCUCGAUUGGACAUCUUGAAGAUUCACUCUCGAAAGAUGAAUUUGACCAGGGGCAUUAAUCUCCGUAAAAUAGCUGAAAUGAUGCCAGGAGCAUCUGGGGCAGAAGUUAAAGGUGUUUGUACAGAAGCUGGAAUGUAUGCUCUUAGAGAAAGAAGGGUGCAUGUUACACAGGAAGACUUUGAAAUGGCAGUUGCUAAGGUCAUGCAAAAGGAUGCUGAGAAAAAUAUGUCCAUCAAAAAGCUGUGGAAAUAAAUAUUUGCAUUGUGUACUGUAUUUUCUGUUACUUAAAAGCUCAUCAUUAAACGAAACUACAAAUAUUGUGCAGUUCAUGAACAGUUCACUUGUGUAUGACAGUAUCAUUGCUGCUAUGUUGUAUUUAUUUUAGUGAUAACAAUGUACUUUUUUGCUUCAUUGUAUAUUAGUGGUUAGUUAAAACUAAGUUACUUUUUCCAUACAUUGUUUUCUAAUACUUGGGAAUGAAUGAACUCUUAAAAAUAUGUUUAAUAAAGUAAUUCUAUAUUUCUUUUA
This is a messenger RNA of Parasteatoda tepidariorum (common house spider), 1632 nucleotides long. RefSeq names its product 26S proteasome regulatory subunit 8. Lineage: Eukaryota; Metazoa; Arthropoda; Arachnida; Araneae; Theridiidae. The record is from RefSeq and is a predicted model, not a curated record. Gene Ontology annotation, molecular function: ATP hydrolysis activity; ATP binding.